Messenger RNA from Neolamprologus brichardi, 7539 nucleotides. The record is from RefSeq and is a predicted model, not a curated record. Lineage: Eukaryota; Metazoa; Chordata; Actinopteri; Cichliformes; Cichlidae.
UUGCCAGUGUGGCAGUGAGAUUUUGACUAACUGGCUGACUGACUGGGGGAUUCUGGAGGAGUCACACGGGGAAGGGACGACACGCUCUCCGGUUUUCUCUUUUUCCCACCCCUUUCUCUCCUUCUAAUCUGUCAUCACCGGAGAGGUCGAUGGUUUUGUAGCUGCGAAGCCUGCAUCCAUCUCAGCGGCGGAUUUUGUUUUAUUUCUCCUCUCCUCGAUUGGCCGAACCGGGGCUGAUCCCAGCCAACCUGGGCCGGGCCGUGGAGCUGUUCAGCGAGCCUUAUAGCUGAAGUUGGCGGCACCCGAGAUGAGCGCCUUGAGACCCGGGAGCGGGGCUCUCUCCUCGCCGGGGAGACGGUUUGGGUCGUGGCGGUGUUGCUGCUGGUGGUGGUGGGUAUUGGUAGUCGGGGUGGCGGUAGGUUCGGGUGAUCCGUGGAUGUCCGCCGAGGCAUGCCCCUCUUCUUGUUCCUGCAGCAGCACCAGGAUCUCUUGCGUGGACCCGGAGCGGGGUAUCAAUGCCUUCCCCGUCCUGCAAACCGAGGCAGAGAUGGAGAACAUCACCGACAUUUACAUCGCAAACCAGAGCAGCUUCUCCUCCAUCAGCGACAAAGACCUGCACUACUACAAGAAUCUCAGGAACCUAACGGUGACCAACAGCAGGCUAACAUAUGUAUCAAAGCUGGCCUUUCAGAGCAACUUUAGACUGCAGUACUUGAAUCUGAAAGAUAACAACCUGUCAUCCCUGUCCUGGAGGAUAUUCAAACACCUCAACAUCUCUUAUCUGAUCCUGUCUGGAAACCCUCUCCACUGCUCCUGUGAGAACAUGUGGAUCAAACUGUGGUUAGGAGAGGAAGCAGACAUUCAGGAGCUCCGCUGCAUUGAGGAUGGAGGAGCACGCAAACUGCUGUCCAGACUGACAUUACCUAACUGUGAGGUUCCCACGGCAAUGUUAACCCCAUCCAAUUUGACCAAAAUGGAGGGUGAGAAUAUGGAGCUGUUGUGUACAACCUCUGGUGUCCCAUCUCCUGAGCUGUUCUGGGAUAUGAUACGUGUCGGCAACUAUGAGAUAGCGACAUCAGGCCAGACUUCCAAGCUGCAACUGUUUAACCUGUCUUCCACGGAUCACAACAGCAAGAUCAGCUGCACAGCUGAAAACAUUGUAGGAGACAAAGAGUCCUCCGUGGUGCUGAAUAUACUAUUUCCUCCCAAAAUCACAAAGCUGAGUGACGCAAUUCCAGAUCAUCAUUGGUGUAUUCCCUUCAGCGUGACAGGAAACCCUAAGCCAACUUUCAAGUGGUCACAGAAUGGUAAGCCAGUGAAGGAGGGGGAGUACAUCUUCACCAGGAUCCAUGACUACGCUGAGAGAGAGUACCAUGGCUGCUUGCAGUUGGACAGCCCUACACACAUCAACAAUGGGCGUUACAAACUAGAGGUUGCAAACCCCUAUGGCACAGACGAAAAAGAAGUUGAUGCUCAUUUCAUGCUCAUGCCGUCCGAUGCAACAGAUCCGGAGCCUUACUAUUAUGCAGAUCAAACCACAGACACCCCUCCUCUGAAUCAACGCGAGGACAGAGUCGCUGUGUACGUGGUGGGGGGCAUCGCUGGUGUAGCCUUCGUUGGUUUCCUUGUAAUGUCGAUUAUUCUCAAGUUUGGAGGAAACUCCAAGUUUGGCAUCAAAGGACCAUCUUCGGUGAUCAGCAAUGACGAUGACUCUGCUUCUCCUCUUCACCACGUCUCCAAUGGCAGCAACACUCCUUCGUCCUCAGAGAUGGGCCCUGACGCAGUAAUCAUCGGCAUGACCAAGAUCCCAGUGAUCGAAAACCCUCAAUACUUCAGAAGCACAAACAGCCUGCUCAAGACUGACACGUUUGUCCAGCAUAUUAAAAGACAUAACAUUGUGCUGAAGAGAGAGCUGGGAGAGGGAGCCUUUGGGAAAGUCUUCCUGGCUGAGUGUUAUAACCUUUCACCUGACCAGGAGAAGAUACUGGUGGCCGUCAAGACACUUAAAGAGGCCAGCGAAAAUGCCAGGAAGGAUUUCCAUCGUGAGGCUGAGCUGCUGACGAACCUUCAGCAUGAGCAUAUUGUCACUUUCUACGGAGUGUGCGUGGAGAGCGACCCGCUCAUUAUGGUGUUUGAGUACAUGAAACACGGUGACCUCAACAAGUUCCUCAGGGCUCAUGGUCCAGAUGCAGUUUUGAUGGCAGAGGGCCAGACCACCAGACCUGUGGAGCUGACCCAGUCUCAAAUGCUACACAUUGCCCAGCAGAUAGCAUCUGGCAUGGUCUACCUGGCAUCACAACACUUUGUGCACCGUGACCUGGCCACAAGGAACUGCCUGGUGGGUGAGAACCUGCUGGUAAAGAUUGGAGACUUUGGCAUGUCAAGAGAUGUCUACAGCACUGACUACUACAGGGUUGGAGGUCAUACCAUGCUGCCCAUCCGCUGGAUGCCUCCUGAAAGCAUCAUGUACAGGAAGUUCACAACAGAAAGCGAUGUUUGGAGUCUCGGAGUUGUUCUCUGGGAGAUCUUCACCUAUGGAAAACAACCCUGGUACCAGCUCUCCAAUAAUGAGGUGAUAGAGUGUAUAACCCAGGGCAGGGUGCUGCAGCGCCCUAGGACCUGUCCUAAAGAAGUGUAUGACCUGAUGCUGGGCUGCUGGCAGAGAGAGCCACACAUGCGUCUCAACAUUAAAGAAAUCCACAGUCUGCUCCUCAACCUGGCCAAGGCCUCGCCUGUGUACCUGGAUAUACUGGGCUGAACGCAGGAGGAGGCUGAAGAAGGGUUUUAGCUGUGUGUGUGCGACACGUGUGCAUUUAUGUGGGGAUGGUCGCUGAAUGUGAACGUGAAUGCAUAUUUGUGGUUGCGUGCAUGUGUGUGCGAGCUGCAGCGUGCGAAGCUGAUGCAGGUGUGCGUGUGUGCAAGGUGUCGCUGUACAGGAUGUGAAGCUAUUAUUAAACUCUCAAAGGCAAUCAAAAAAUUCCUCAACUGAUCCCCGAUCGCCUCUUUCUUCCCUGCCGAUGUCCUCUCCUUUAUGCAUUUCCAUCCCCCUUCCUUACCGAAGAGACAUUUAAGAGUAAUUUAACUUUGGAGUAAAAAGAAAAACAAAAAAAACAACAGCAUCUCACUUAUUUUCAAAUGCUUUAAACUGACUGGGGCUAAACUGAUGAAACCUAAUUUAAAGGACUUUUAAAUGACUCAUUCCCUGCUGCCUGUUGGACAACAGGACUCGUUUGAACAUCCGCAAAUUUCGAGGAGACGUGGCGAGGGGAGGAUUUCCGGAAGCUUCUAUCUCUUGCGUGUAAAUAUGAGACUGGCGAAGGAAAUGGCUCUGAGAGAUGUCGAGCCAUAAAGACACUGUGUUUUCCCUGCCCACCCUGUCGGUUUGUCUGUCUUUUUGUCUGUCUCUCACAAAUGCAUAUCAGUAUUAAUGUCUGCAUUCAUCCAACAAGACUACACAGGCAAUGAUUAACACGUUGGUACACAUACAGUAAAUUGCGUGUGACCAAAUAAUGACUGGAGAAAAAAAACAAUAAACAGAAUCUGCUUUCCUGUCACACAAAAUUAGGAGAUGUGAUGAAAAGAUCAUUUCUGGUCGGCCAAUUUUGCUGAUGCAAAAAAACCCCAAAACAGCGGCAGCUGAGGCUGAUCUGAACUGCUGUGGUGACGGAAUAAUUCAGGAGUACGGCGGAGGAAUUGUGCGAUAUUUAAUCGUGAGUAAUACAAAUGUUAAAAAAAAGUGUCUGAUCUACAUUAUCUGCUCUUGUUCUGUUGUUUUACUCAGGCCUGUACUGCACUGUCAUACAGCACAGGGUAACAUGAGGACUACUCCCCCAACCCCCUAAAGUGACAGAUGCUUCACCUUGUGAUGUCAAGCGCUCAUGUCAGAGGUCAAUUGAUUCAUUUGUCCACAGCUGUCCAACAAUCGCGAGAUCAUGGCGUCGGGGAGGGAGGCGUAAAGGUUGCCUGGGGAGGCUCGGGGUUUGAGUGGUCAGAUGACGGUCAGAUGUGUGGGUGGCGGCAUUGUAGAAGGUGUGGUUCAUUUGGUCAACCCAUAUUAAAUCAUCAAAGCUCUCAGCACUUAGACAUCCUUGAAAACCACAUCUGCGCUACAGGGGAUGCACACGAGAACACACACACACACACACAGUGUAUACUUUAUCCCGUCAUACUUCCAUCUCCACAUCCUCACACACACACACACACACACACACUGAAAGUCACUCAAAACUGUCCAAGAAGGAAAUUGAAUUGUGCAUGUUUUAUUAUUUGAGCGGUGCAGUGCUUUAGCCAGGCCUCGUGCUCUGUAAUGGUGUAAUGUAUAUUUCAUUACAGCCUAAUGGGCUCCAUUAGCACAGUCUCCUCACAGACAUUCAAGACUUAUUGUUUUACGGCCGAGAAGCAAGGGUGGAAGGAUGGAGAGGAUAGAAGAGGUGAAGGAGAAGAAAACAAAAGUAAGGGGCCCGGAAUGAGGAGCAGCAGAGGGGAGAAAUGGGAGGAGAGGUAAUAAUGCAUGGUGGGAAGAAAUGGAGAGGACGGGAGAGAGUUCAGAUCGGAAGCAAUGGGGUAGAAAGGAGAAGACGAUGGGAGUGUGACGGUACGGAUGGGUCAUGUGGAGAAAGAUGAAGGAGGAAGAGUAGACAGUUGAGUGGAAAGGCGGAGGGAGAGAGUGGCGGAAAGAGAGGUGUAAAUGUCCCCGGGGAGAAGGUGAGCGCGAACAUCCCUCAUUACUGUAGCCUGCAGAUGUUCUGUAAGCCACAACUUCAACUUCACGCUCUCCUCACAUUCCUACAGCUGCCCUCAACCACAUUUUACACACAUGCACACUUCCCCACACACAUUUUACUGGCAGUCCACCAACAGCUUAAACUGAAAAUAAACUCAAUAAUGUACCACACAUGCCCAUUAUUGAGAACCACUUCACUCACUUACAGUACAGCUCACAUAUCUGAAAGCUUACAGACGCACUGUAUAUACAGCAUCUCGUGCAUGCAAGGAGACACAUUCUGUGUUUGUUUUUUUUGCAUUUUACUGGGGCAUAUUUAUCCUUUACAGAUAUAUGAGGUACAAAAAAAACCUAAAAAAACCCAAAAAAAACAGUCAUAAUCACUGCGGUUUCACUUACAGCCAUUUUUAAUUCGAUGUCUUCUUGUUUAUUAACAACAGCACUUGAUGGUAUUGGUGUUUGUGGAUUUUGAAAAUGUUGAUUUUAUUGAUUUCUAGUAUUAUUAUUUAUAAAUUAAGAAGCAUUUUGUACAUUUCUUUCUAUAACUGAAGUUGCCUUUUGCAACUACAACUUGACUGAAGUUGAACACUGGUUUAGUUGAUUACAUUUUAGCAAGAUAAUCUUGAGUGUAUAUGUAUUUUUUAUGUCAGGCUCCCUCUAAACAGUUACUAUGCCUGUCCUCUUCGUGCAGCCCGCUGCACAACAGGGAUGGAUGUUUCGUCAGUCCGUCACUUUUCUAGAUUUAGCUCGACAUAUUGCGAAAUUAUUGUCACCUGUCAGCGCUAAGUGUGAGGCUUAAUGGAAGAAGCAUUGACAGUACGCACUAACAAGGCUCCUAGAAUCCAUCCCUGCUGUACAGUCAAGUAGAGUUUGCACUGAGUGAGCACACUCGCAAACACGUUCAAAAACUUGCCACACAAUAACUCUGUGCAAUAACAGAGGGCACGGUGUGCGAGGGCCUGUGUGUGAGCUGGAAAUAAUAAGAAAAAAAAACUAACUGUGAGAAACCAAUGCAGCGCGUAUGAGAACGCCUCUGGUGUCAAAAGAGUAGCGUACGUUGAAGAAACAAGUUCAGCUGGCUGCACCGUGUGUGCACGUACCCGCUGUGUUUCCUUUUCUUUCUUUUUUUAACAAAGUAAUGAACUGUGUCAAGUUGGACAGCGGUGAUGUUUUGAUAGUUGCUGUGAGAGGAAGAGGCUGUGAGAGAGGUGUUUGCUAAGACGAAGACUGGUCAGCAAAGAUCGACUCUGUGUCUUCGCAUUGAUGCCUCACAUCACAGAGAUUUCAGCAAAGGGGAGACGAUAAAAAAGUAAAGGGAAAAACAACAACUGCUGUAUGACCAGACACCUCAGACGAGGAGGGACUGACAAUCACAGACUUCUUUCUCUCUCUUAUUCAAGUGACCUACUGUAAAAUAGACUAUUCAACCAACUUUCCUCUUCUAUGCUGCCUAUACUGUAUGUGAUAGUCUUAAACUUUGGUCUUUAGAAGUGCUACUUUUCCUUUUUUCUUUCUUUCUUUUGUUCUUUCUUUCUUUUUUUUGUAAAAUGAAAUAACAGCAAGAGGAAUGAACAAAAAUACAAAUGUACAAAUGUGAAUAAGCUGCUGAAAGAAAUAAGCAUUGCUAACUACUGUGUCCCGGACUGUGUCGGUAUCUAGAUUGUACUAUUUUCUUCCUUUGUUUUCGAAGUAGAGGGCAGAGAAAUGGGAAGCUGCACUGGACUCACAAAUACACAAGAUGACAUACAGCAGCCCCCGGGAUUCAGAGUGAUGCUUGCUCAUUCUCUCGGGGGGUGUUUGCGUGCGUGUCUGUGUGUGUGUGUGUUUGUGUCUGUGUGUGUGUGUGUGUGUGUGUGUGUGUGUGAAGAAGGCUGAUUGAUGCCAGAGUGAGUCAGGAGGGAUCUGGAGGCUGGGUUUUAGACUCAAGUUCAAAUGCAAUGAGAUUCAAGACGAGGAUCACCGAUUGAUUUGUUGUCGCUGUUCACCAAUUCAUGAUAAAUGGCUUUCCCCAGUCGUGUAGGACUGUGGUGUGUAUUAUGGCAGCUAAGAUUUAUGGAAUCAGUCAAUUGCUUUAUUUAUGACUCCAAAAUCAGCCUUCUUCUCUACGCAACUUACUAAAGCCUGGUUUUCACACAGGUAUAUCAGCAAUAGUAACUGAUAUUUUCCUUUAUUGGUUCUCCUCACUUUUAUGUAGUUUGCGCUGAGUUUGGGCUAAACCACGUGACUCAGUGGACCAAAGCAUAUAUCUCAUACAGUAGAUACACAUCGCAACUUUGAGUACGCUUUGAUCCGUAUCACAUUUAAUCCCUUCUCUCUCUCACAAGCCCAGCAUCACAGUCUAAGCUAAUAGAGCUAAAACAUCUUAAAGGUCAUCUCUGAGAUUACUUUUGUGCUUGGAUGCUUCUGGAGCCUGUACGCCCUGAAAAACAUAAUACCACAAAAACUGCUUUGCUGCAUAGAAAAAAAUAGCAUCGAGGAAGAAAACUGUGAUUUGCUAUAUGCAGUAUUUUUUAAUUUAAUUUUUUUUUUUUUUUUUUGUAUAAUUUUUGGGGUUCUGUGCCGUUUGUUUCUUGUGUUCAGGAAGGUUUAACCACUGCUAUUGUGGCAGGAGUGGAAGAAAGAGAGGAUGUUUUUUGGAUUGUCAGAAUUUUUAAAUGGGAUGGUGGACAACAUGUGUAUGGAAGAUGUGUUAAAAUGUUACUUGUUUGCCUACAGAUGCUCUUCAAAAUGUAAGAAACGUGUAUUGCAAAGCACACAAUGUUAUUAAAGCUGGAGAUGUUCUGUCUGAUCGAGAUCACAAACUUUUAUCUUUGCAA